AUGGCAUUUGGUGACCUUCUGGAGCAGGUGGGCAGCACAGGCCGCUUCCAGAUCCUUCACGUCACCCUGCUCUGUAUCCCAGUGCUACUGAUGGCCAGUCACAACCUGCUGCAAAAUUUUGUGGCGGCCGUGCCUCCUCACUACUGCAAUGCACAUGCAAACGUCUCCAAGCAACAACUCAGCACACGAGACAUUCUAACAGUCACGGUGCCUUUGGACCAAACAGGCAAGCAUCAGAGCUGCCAGCGCUACGUUUCUCCACAGUGGCACCUCCUGGACAAGAAUGGUACUUUGAAACGAGAGCAACUGGAGGAAUUUGAUGCCGAAGUAAGCGUCCAGGGAUGUGCUGAUGGAUGGUCCUAUAAUAUGACUGGGAUGACCUCGAGUAUCGUAGCGGAGUGGGAUUUGGUGUGCGAUCUGCGCUCUUUGAAGCAAAUGGGGCAAACCAUAUACAUGGGAGGUGUUCUUGUCGGAUCCAUCGUCUUUGGAGCUCCUGCAGACAAAUACGGACGACGGAUCCUCUUGAUUGUUUCUCACCUGCUGAUGGCGGUGGCCGGGACGGGUGCUGCGUUCUCAACGUCCUUUUCCAUCUUCUGUCUGUGCCGCUUUGGUUGCGGAAUGGCUCUAUCAGGCCUGGGCCUCAACACCUUUUCGCUCAUUGUGGAGUGGAUCCCGACCCGCGUCCGGACCGCUGUUGGCACGCUCACAGGUUACUCUUACACACUGGGACAGUUACUUCAAGCGGGAAUGGCUUACUUUAUUCGUGACUGGAGGUGGUUGACCUUGGCUGCGUCUUCACCCUUCUAUUUUUUCUUCAUCUACUCAUGGUGGUUUCAUGAAUCUUCAAGAUGGCUAGUCCUGAGCCACAACUAUGACCAAGCUGUCAAGAACCUCAAAAGUGUGGCAAAAAUAAACGGUCGACGUGAGGAAGGAGACAAAAUCGACAUCAAUAUGGUGCAGGAGUCCAUGAAGAAAGAGAUGACAUGUUCACAAGGCUCAUACUCCGUCUUGGAUCUUUUCCGCACUCCCACCAUGCGAUCGAUGACGAUCUACCUCAGUGCUGUCUGGCUAUCAACAAGCUUUGCCUACUACGGGCUAGCCAUGGACCUUCAGAAGUUUGGCGUGGACUUCUACUUAAUCCAAGUCAUUUUUGGGGCUGUGGACAUCCCGGCCAAGAUCAUCAUUAUGGUGACCAUGAGUUUCAUUGGACGCCGUCCAUCCCAGAGUGGUGCACUUAUCCUUGCUGGAAUCAUGGUGCUAAUCAACCUUUUUGUACCUCAUGACCAACAGAUGCUGCGCACCUCUCUGGCUGUCGUGGGUAAAGGUUGCCUCGCUGCUUCCUUCAGCUGCUGUUACCUUUACUCCGGAGAGCUCUUCCCCACCAUAAUUCGUCAGAACGGAAUGGGAAUGGUAUCGAUGAUGGCUCGCGUGGGAGCGAUGGUGGCCCCCAUGGUGCUUCUGAGUGGUGACUAUAUACCUUGGCUGCCGGGUUUGAUCUACGGGGGAGCGCCCAUCAUCAGUGGCGUGGCUGCCAUUUUCCUCCCAGAAACGCUUGGGUCGCCACUUCCUGACACAAUACAAGAUGUGGAGGACAGGGGCUCUGGAAAAGUCUCCAAAAAGACAUCAAAGGAAGCAGCCAUUCUACAAGACACGCAGGCAAACCUCCUGAAGCCGGUUGUGUGA
Molecule: messenger RNA, 1683 nt
Organism: Nerophis lumbriciformis (worm pipefish)
Lineage: Eukaryota; Metazoa; Chordata; Actinopteri; Syngnathiformes; Syngnathidae
Source: RefSeq, a predicted model, not a curated record